AUGGAUUUUCGGAAUAAUUUGGUGAUGUUAGCUGGAAGCGUAGUGUUCAACAUGGUGAUGUGUCUGGUACGAUUUCCAGGAGGACUUGCAACCCUUGGGAACAGAGAUGGCGAUUGGGUGUUCUUCUAUGCGGACUUGAUAGCUCUUUGUAUCUCCAUGAAUGUGCUUGUUGUUGGAAUGAGUGUGGGACCCACACUCUGGAAAAAGAUCGAGGAGCUAGCAAGGAAUGCCAUGCUUAUUGCACUGUCUGCUAUGGCAAUAGCUGUUCAUCAGAUUAUUCUUAGGGUUUUAGGGGGCGACUACUGGUCGAGGCUUUUUGUUAAUGGGUCCUUCAUUGCGUUCACAGUUCUCACUUGUGGUUUCAACAUCUUUGUGAGGUGUGGCUAUUGGACUAAGUAG
Molecule: messenger RNA, 399 nt
Organism: Lactuca saligna
Lineage: Eukaryota; Viridiplantae; Streptophyta; Magnoliopsida; Asterales; Asteraceae
Source: the annotation of a GenBank genome assembly